AUGAUACCGCGACGGCUCUUUCUUGGCCCUGCCAGGGCGCAAGCCUUGGCCAGUCGACCGCUCACCAACUCGUGUCUUACUCGUCUCUCCAAUGCGCCUGCUUUUGGAGUGACCACUCGUACAAUAACUACUCGUGGGCAUGCCCCGUCUGGGAUCUCUGACCGUGGACGACCUACCCUCCAGCCAUCCAAUCUCGGCAGACACCUCAAGAGAUGGGAGACGACGGUCACAGGCGACGAGAAAUCCGGCCAUAUUUACGCCGGACCUAAUGAGGCCAUCGUCUUCUACGACAACCUCUUUCCCUUGAAGCUGAGCUAUGGGUGGAUGAGCUACCUCGUGGGGCGGCCUUGGGGAGCAGACCAAGAUCUGUCGAAUCUUCUCCAGAGGUUCAACAAGUCCUCACUAGGCAUCGCCGAUCCGAUCAACUUAGUCAAACGUGGCAUCCCAAAGGAUGAUUCACUGAAAGUGACCGAAAUCAUCCCUCGACUCAAGGAUGGCGGAGCUUUCGUCAAAUUCAGCUACCCACCAGAAAUGACUCCAGAGCAGGUCGAAGAGAAGCUGUCAAAGUUUUUGCAAGAGAAGAAUAUCAAGCCGUGGUUCAACCCCUUCCGCGGCAUUCAAGUCGGCCUCGUCAGAGGCGUGCCCUGGCUCGAAGACCUCGCUGCCAACCUUCCGAGAGGCAGGGUCAGGAUCGAGUUCAUAGCAAAAGAACCAGGUGCCGAGGCCGUGGAGCUGUCUCAGGAGACCGUAUUCAGCCAGUUCCGCAAGUUUGGCAAGAUUGCGGACAUCCAGACACAGCCAUCAGACUCCAAGGUGGUCCCCAGGUAUGCGUAUGUUGAUUACAGUUUUGUGAGAGACGCUAUCAUGGCGAAGAACUGCCUUCAUGGAAUUGUGGUUCCAGAAGAGCUCGGCGGCGGCAAAGCUGGCACGAAACUCCGGCUCUCGUAUGAGCGCUUCGCAAAAAGUCAUCGUUUCUGGGACUGGAUAAGCAACCACCCUCGAAUUGUGAUCCCAGUCGUUGCGGCACUGCUUGCAGCAAUCACCGUCGUCAUCUUCGACCCGAUACGGGAGUUCUUUAUCAAGGCUCAUAUCCAAAAGUCUUUUAGUCUGUCGGACAACACGAUCUUCCAAUGGUUCAAGCGCCAGACCAACGACAUUCUAGCCUUCAGGAAAAAUAAGGCGGAAGACGCUGGUCUGACUGCUCUCUUCACUCAUCGACGAGACGCCAUUGAGCAAAUUCAGAAAUGGUUGAUGGAGUCUGCAGACACCUUCAUUGUUGUCCAAGGCCCACGGGGCUCAGGCAAGGAAGAGCUGGUUCUGGACCAGGCGCUAGGUGGUCGGAAGGACGUCUUGGUGAUCGAUUGCAAGCCGAUUGUCGAGGCCAGAGGCGAGAGUGGUACAAUCAAGAAGCUCGCCAGCGCCGUUGGUUACCGCCCAAUCUUUUCCUGGGCGAACCAACUGAGCAGUCUCAUUGAUCUCGCUAUUCAGAGUACUACUGGCGUCAAGUCUGGCUUCUCAGAAACACUUGACUCGCAGCUCAACAAGAUCCUUCAAAUUACGGCAGCUUCCCUGAAGGAGGUCUCUUUGUCGGGUCGUGACAAGGACUCUGGCGAUGCGAACUUGAGCGAUGAUGCUUUCCUCGAUGCACACCCGGAGAGGAGAGCAGUGGUGGUCAUUGACAACUUUCUCCUCAAGAACGAAGAGACCAGUCUCAUAUAUGACAAGCUCUCGGAGUGGUCAGCAGCGCUCGUGCAGGCAAAUAUCGCCCACGUGGUCUUCAUGACCAGCGACACGUCGUACUCGAAACCUCUAUCCAAAUCACUGCCGGACAGAGUCUUCCGUACCAUCGCGCUUGGUGAUCUCUCGCCCGACGUUGCAAAGAAGUUCGUCAUGAGCCACUUCCCCCAAUCCAAGCCAAGAGACCAUGGCAAAAAUGGAGACCCGAAGGCGGAGACCUCGCAGCCGGAGCACAAACAGGACCUGAGGGAAUUGGAUGAGGUAAUCGAGGUUCUCGGUGGCCGCCUCACCGACUUGGAAUUCCUUGCCAGGCGUAUGAAGACAGGACAGAGCCCAAGACAGGCCGUGCAGGAGAUCAUCGAGCAGAGCGCAUCAGAGAUCAUCAAGCUCUACCUGCUACCCAACAAGGGCGACAGGAAGUACUCCACGGAGCAGGCGUGGUUCCUGAUCAAGGAGAUCGCCAAGAAGGAGUCGCUUCGCUAUAACGAGGUCCUGCUGUCCAACACGUUUGCCUCGUCGACAACCUCGGGCGUCGAGAACGGCGAGCUGGCCCUCGAGACCCUUGCUAAUGCGGAGCUGAUCACCGUCAAGUCCCACCGCGGCCGCCCGCAGACCAUCCAGGCCGGCAAGCCGGUGUAUCAAGCGGCCUUCUCUGCGUUGCUUCAUGACCCGGUGCUGAAGGCGAGGUUGGACUUGGCUGUCUUGACUGAGUUAGCCAAGGUCGAAACAAAGACUAUCGACAAGGUCGAAACAGAACUCAGCCUGCUGGGUUCUCUUCCUCGACAGCCUCGGGAGACUACCGAGCGAAUCAACUACCUGCUUAACAAAUUGCAGACUUCACACAGUAAGAUUGCUGGUUUCGAGAAGGACAUGGCAGCUCUGAAGAAGGUACUGGCUCAGGAGGCCUAA
Molecule: messenger RNA, 2646 nt
Organism: Diaporthe amygdali
Lineage: Eukaryota; Fungi; Ascomycota; Sordariomycetes; Diaporthales; Diaporthaceae
Exons: 4
Coding region: 1-2646 (881 amino acids)
Cellular component (GO): mitochondrial inner membrane
Molecular function (GO): RNA binding
Source: RefSeq, a predicted model, not a curated record